Molecule: messenger RNA, 3491 nt
Organism: Chondrus crispus (carragheen)
Lineage: Eukaryota; Rhodophyta; Florideophyceae; Gigartinales; Gigartinaceae
Product: Protein transport protein Sec24-like
Exons: 2
Coding region: 1-3351 (1116 amino acids)
Biological process (GO): endoplasmic reticulum to Golgi vesicle-mediated transport; COPII-coated vesicle cargo loading; intracellular protein transport
Cellular component (GO): COPII vesicle coat; endoplasmic reticulum exit site
Molecular function (GO): zinc ion binding; SNARE binding
Source: RefSeq, a predicted model, not a curated record
AUGCAGUCGCACGAUCCGCGCUACGCCCCACCCGGCCGCGCGCCUUACCAGGGACCUCCAAGCGCCGCAAUGGCCGGUCCUCAACCCCCGAGCGGUCCGCCGAUGCAACGCCCUAUGCCGCCUGGACAACCGCCGCAGCAACACGGACGCCCAAUGCCUCGCCCACAACAACGUCCGAUGCCGCCACAGGCGUACUCUGGCACGGGGCAGUCGAUUCCGCAGCAGCCCGGCAUGUACGGCGCUCCACCCCCGAAUCAGCAGCCGAACGGCCACAUGUCUCGUGGAAUGCCGCAAGCUCAGCAACCCCCCAUUCCGCAACCAGCCCGCCCGAUGUAUCAGCCGCCAUCAGGACCUGGUGUUCGCCCUCCCUACCCUGGAUCCGCUGCUGCCGCAAUGCCCCCCCAACAAGUACCUGGCCAGCCGCCACAGCAAAUGGGAGGAUAUCCGCAACCAAUGCGACCUGGAUAUCCAUCUCCUCCGACUACCGCCAGUCCCCCUGGUCCAAGAUCGGUACCAGGACCGGGAUCGUAUGGCGCCCCCCCACCACAAGGAGCUGCUAUCGGCGGCUAUGCACCGCCUCGUCCUGGCACAGGCAUGCGUCCGGUUCCUCCCACAGGCUCAGCACGUCCGGUUCCUCCCGGCUACACCAACCCUGCGGCACCGCAGCCGAAUGGCGCUUUGCCGUAUCCACCUGCGCAACAGGAAGCUCAACCAACCCAAGCACCGCAGCAAAAGAUUCAACCCGCGUCCAUGCCACGACCUUGCGCUUUGGAGAAACCUGUUGGAACUCCUAGAGACUACUAUCACAGAGGGAUGUCACUUGGCGCAUCCAGUGGAUCUAUGCCGAUUUUGCCUAAUAGCAACUCUGACGUCAUCACUGUCGACGAUGGUAGCGCCAGACUGCGUUUCAUGCGCAUGACUACCAACUCAAUUGGGUCUGAGCCUAGCCUCAUGUCCAAGAGUGGAGUCCCACUAGCGGUUGUUAUGCAGCCCUUCGCAAAUACCGUCCCUGGAGAGGCCCCAGUGCCUGUCGUUGAUUUUUCGAAUCCCCAUGUCGGUGGACCGCUCAGAUGCGAGAGAUGCUAUGGCUACGCUAACCCGGGCUUCAAAUUUAUGAGCGGUGGUUCUCAGUUCCAAUGCAAUCUAUGCUACCACACUAACACCACUCCGACUGAGCAUUUUUCUGCCAUAUCACCAGCGACGGGUCAGCGCAUGGACGCUGACACACGGCAUGAACUGCGCGUAGGGUCUGUGGACUACAUCGUAGGCUCAAAAGAUUACCUUAGUAGACCACCGAAGCCAGCAUGUUACCUCUUUGCUAUCGAUGUUUCGCAUGGAGCAGUUGCGUCUGGACUCGCGUCGGCUGCCAUGAUGUCCAUCAAGUCUGUCAUUGGCGCCGGACUGCUUCCAGGAAGCAGAGAGGGAGCGCGAGUUGCAAUAAUGACUUUCGACAAGACUUUACAUUUCUUCGAUGGCCGCGGCGCUGAUGAAGGGAAGACGGUCACGGUGCAGUACGUUCCUGACGUGAUGGACCCAUUCGUGCCCACAGGAGGCGGUGGGCUCUUCCUUACACCGGCGCAGGCGAUCGUCGCGGUUGACACAGCGAGGGAGACACAUGGCCUUGAUGCUGGGCAACAAAACCCGAACGCAACUGUGAAGGCAACGUCUGCUGAAAGUGCGUUAGGAUCGGCCCUUGAAGUGAUCAAGAAGGCAUUUACUGAUUGCGGUGGAAAAGCGUACGUUGUGGCAGGAUCACUGCCAACCGUUGGCGUUUCAAAGCUAGAACGACGAGGGGGUGGUGCUGCAGGAGGAGGAGAGGACCGCGAAAUGGGACUCCUGAAAGAGGCAUUCCCCAACUACGAAAUUCUAGGAUGUGAGCUCGCGGACGUUCAGGCCAGCGUCGAUUUGUUCCUUGCUCCUUCCUCGGUGUACAUUGAUGCCGCGACGUUGUCAAGAGUACCAAGGGCCUGUGGAGGUCGCAUGCAUCUUUUCCAGGGCUUCGACCCGGUGCGCGACGGAGCCAGCUUGCAUCGCGCGUUGUGUGCGGCCGCAAGCGGACCACGUGCGUUCGAAUCUCUUUUGCGAGUAAGAACGUCCCCUGGCUUAGAGGCUCGUGGUGAGUUUAUUGGUCACUUUGGGCGACCACAGCGAGGCGAUGACGUUGCAGGACCGGUGUUUGAUGCGGACUCCACGUUGGUGCUUGAGCUCAACGUCACCUCAAAACUUUCUGAAGAUGACCGGGGCUCCCAAAACCGACCGUAUGCUGGGACGGCAUCGCUCUAUGAUGAUGCGUGUGUACAAUGUGCCAUCCUAUUCACAGAUUGUGCGGGACGACGCCGGAUUCGAGUGCACACACAGUUCGCGAGCAAAACUACUGUACUACAAGAAGUAUUCCGGCAUGCUGAUGUUGACGCACUUGGAUCUUUCCUCAGCAAGAAGGCCGCGUCUGCCGCGUUGGUUGGGGGAACAGCAUUCUCAAAGGCAUGCCAAGCUCUUACCGAGAAGACUGCACAAAUGUUGUACGUGUAUAGGAAACACUGUACAACGCAAUCUCUGAGUGGGCAGUUAAUUCUUCCGGAAGCCUUAAAAGUAUUGCCGCUGCUGAUACUUGGCCUAACCAAGUCGGCGGCUUUCCGCAAGUCUUCUAUCUCGAUGCAAUCUGGGGAUGCGGUCACUGCAGAUGAAAGAGCAGGCUCACUUUCAUUUCUUAUAAGUGGAACAGCGGCAGACGUGGUGGCUAUGUGUUACCCACGUAUGUACGAAAUUCAGGAUCUGCCAGAAGAAGCUGGGGUACCCCUGCCACCCCCUGCCAACCCGAUCGUGAGCAACGGAGGAGCAAUGGGUAAAGGACCAGACGGGAGCGCAGAACCGAUUGCUAUGCCUAAUACGCUACCUCUGAGCUCUGAAUCGCUCACGGAAAAGAGAAUACUUUUGAUCGAGAAUGGUAUGCAAAUGGUGGUUUGGCUGGGGUCGAUGGUGGAGAAGUCGGCAGCCCAAGACGUAGUUGCACAGGUAGGCGGAGGCCGAUUGCUGAUCCGAGCCGAAACAGCUGGUUCGGGGACUUUGACAAAAGGCUUGGGCGAGAAUGGAAAGCGUGUGAGCAAAGUGAUAGAACGGAUAUGUCAGCAGCGAAACAGACUAUCGCGACCGCAGGUCGUGCUUCGCAACGCACCAGGGGCUGGUGGAGAGGGCAAGUUUGUAAUGCCAUUGCUUGUGGAGGACAGAAACGCCGGGACGCAUAGUUACGUAGAGUACUUGCGGCACGUGCAUAAGCGAGUGAUGGAGAAGAUGGCCAACGACACUGCGCAGAGCGAUAUGCAGACUUGGGAAAUGUUGAACCACGGAUAUUAGUUAGAGGACAUACGUAGUGGUACGAGUGUAUGGUAUAGGUACUCAGCGGAAAGUGCGGAACAUUCCGUCAGUAAAGCAAGGGCUUGAUGAGCGCGAGUCUCGAGAGAGGAUUUGUUAUCGGCUGUGGAAGCUUGAUAUGA